AUGAAGAGGAACUACCAUAUGUUUGGUGACAUGGUGGCGUUUGACUCCACUUACAACACAAACAAGUAUUGCAUGAUCUUCACACCUUUCACGGGGAAGGACAAUCAUGGUAAACCCGUAACAUUUGCUGCUGGAUUGGUCUGCAACGAGAAAACAGGGGCCUUUGCCUGGUUGUUCAAACAUUUCGUCGAAUGCAUGGGUGUAGCCCCCAAAAUGAUUGUGACCGAUCAAGACAUGGGCAUGAGAUCAGCUAUUCAAGAGGUUCUUGUAGGAACUCGACACCGAUGGUGUAUGUGGCAUAUAAUGCACAAGUUGGCUUCCAAGGUUCCAGAGGAGUGGAAUGGAGUGAUUGAGCGUUAUGAGCUGGAAGACGUUGAUUGGUUGAACACAUUGUACAAGUAUAGACAGAUGUGGAUACCGGCCUACUUCAAAAAUUUCCCACUCGGUUCGAUGAUUAGGACUACGUCCAUAUCAGAAUCUGAAAACAGUUUCUACAAAAAUUUUAUGAAGCCCCGAGCGAACCUUGCCGAAUUAUACUUGUAUUUCAACAAUGCUCUGGACUUUCAGCGGAAUGCUAGAACAAAGCUGGACUACAACGAUGCUACUUCCGUGCCCAUACUGGCCACUAAGUUGGGUUUCGAGAAACAUGCUGCGACGAUUUACACAGACAGUAUGUUCAGGAAGAUACAAGAAGAAAUUGUUGAUGGGAAUGACAGAUGCCGUGUGCUUGGUUUUUCAUCAACAGAUAAAAUUGACACCUACAAGCUUGGGGAUAGCGGACGGAAUUCGUAUUCCGUAAGACACGACAAGACUGACGAAUCAUACUCGUGCGACUGCAAAUUGUUCGGCAGGCAGGGCUAUUUGUGUUGCCACAUUUUUUUUCUAUUCAGGAACAAUGAAGUGUCAAAAAUUCCAGAGAUGUACUGCAACAGCCGAUGGAUGAAGACUCCCUUUAGCCAAGGCCGUACAUGGACUUUUUGA
Molecule: messenger RNA, 981 nt
Organism: Salvia hispanica
Lineage: Eukaryota; Viridiplantae; Streptophyta; Magnoliopsida; Lamiales; Lamiaceae
Source: RefSeq, a predicted model, not a curated record